This is a messenger RNA of Monoraphidium neglectum, 762 nucleotides long. RefSeq lists its product as hypothetical. The transcript is spliced from 7 exons. The coding region runs from base 1 to 762 and encodes 253 amino acids. NCBI's taxonomy places the organism in Eukaryota, Viridiplantae, Chlorophyta, Chlorophyceae, Sphaeropleales, Selenastraceae. The record is from RefSeq and is a predicted model, not a curated record. Gene Ontology annotation, cellular component: chloroplast. Gene Ontology annotation, biological process: cytochrome b6f complex assembly.
AUGUGCGUCCCUGAUGCAUCAUUCGACUUUGUGGCGCGCAACCAGGGGCUCGUGCGCGGGCUGCCCCUGUGGGGCGGCGCUAUUGGCUUCGCGGGCCUGCUGGCCAACCGAGCCAUCUCAGGGAUUGCGCCCGUCGUCGACGCCAGCAGCAGCCAGUCGCGCGCCGACGUCCUUGGCAUCGUGAUGAGCGCCGUGCUACUGCUGACCGGGCUGCAGUGGCUCUCACUCAAGGCGCGGCCGGUGGAGGCGAUCGCGCAGGACGGGACCAAGGUGGCGUUUUUGGACGCCAAGGCGAAGCUGCCCGAGGCUGCGGCCAAGGAGAUCCAGUGGGCCUGGGAGGCGCUCAGCAGCACGGCACGGGUGACGUCACUGGUCGUCAUCUACCAGGGGCGUAACGUGGCGCACCUCGGCCUGGCGCGCCCGGGCCACGCUGCAGGGGCCGCCAAAGCUGGGGAGGUGGCGGCGAAGGCGAUGGCCUCUGGAAAGGGGAACUACCUGGCAAACCUGAUCUUGUACCCAGGGCGCCUCGAAUUUGUGCAGUACCUUCCAGAGACGACGCAGGGCGCCGUGGUCCAGCCGAUCGGCAGCCAGGGGGUGCUGGUGGUGGGCACAGACACGCAGCGCGGCAUCAGCCGGCUGGACCAGGCGUGGAUAGCCACCAUAGCGGACAAGCUGGAGGUGACGCUAGAGGGCUACACCGCGCCCCAGGGGGGCGUCGGCUUUGGCGGCAAGGGCGGCAGCAGCGCAAAGGCUGUGGCUUGA